AUGACUUCCUCAUCACCAAACCACUUCGAUCUCUCCGAUCCAACGACUAUCUACCACCUCUCCCAAACCAGCAAGACCGAUACGAGAAACCCACGCCACGCAGCUCUGGCCUCGCAAUUCCCUGAACAAUUCUUCGGCAAGAAUGUCGCUGCUUCCAAGGCCACCUCGCCAUCUGCUUCUUCCCAGCAAACCACACCGACCAAGACAACAAAAGCACCAUCGCCACGACCAACCACCAAACCUCGUUCCUCCUCAACCUCUUCCUCCGACAUUGACAUUUUCGAGAGUUUGGUCCACGGCUAUCUCUCUCACCCUCGUAAACCCACAAACCCCACCACGAUCACGGAAAAGGAAAUCAAACCCACCUUCCACCAAACCCGCAGAUCUUCCAUCUCCAGUCAAGCGACCACAGCAACCUCCUCUAGUAUCUCCAGUACGGCAUCCACACUUGCCGCCUCCAAACAGCACCACCCAAAUUCUGCAAGAACCGACAACAGAAAAAGUGGCGAGAUUGAUAUAUUCGAAUAUCAAGCGGCUGGUUACCUCUCCAUGCCUAUGAACGAUUCUUCUCAACCUUACCUCCGUAAACCCUCUGCCUCUGCCUCUUCUUCUUCUUCCCGCCGCACCUCUUCCUCUGCUUCUUCAACCUCAUCGUUGUGGACAAAGGCGAAAGGCAAAUUGUCGAGAAAGGGCAGUGCUGGGAGUGGAAGUGAGACGGAAAAGGAAAAGGAGGAGAAGAAACAGAGGAGGGAGAGGCAGUAUAAAGAAUUGGGAUUGGAAGAAAAGACGAAAUUUGGACAGAAGGGGGGGAUGAAUGUGGUUGGUUGA
Messenger RNA from Aureobasidium pullulans EXF-150, 828 nucleotides. RefSeq lists its product as uncharacterized. Lineage: Eukaryota; Fungi; Ascomycota; Dothideomycetes; Dothideales; Saccotheciaceae. Bases 1 to 828 code for a protein of 275 amino acids. The record is from RefSeq and is a predicted model, not a curated record. The transcript has a single exon.